AUGGAUGUGGUGGCUAGAGAAAUGCUUGAAGGACUUCCCUGGGAGCUAUUAUAUGCAGAUGACCUUGUAUUAAUGGCAAACAGUGAGGAAGAAUUGAGGGAUAACAUUAGGAUACAUAAUAAUGAUAACCUAGAAAAUGGUGGUCUGGAUAUUGUCAAUGGGUUAACCCUUGAAAAAAAAGUGGAUAAGUUUGGUUAUUUAGGUGAUAUGCUAAACGCAGAUUGUGGUGUAGAUUCUGCCGUUUUUGCUAGGAUCGGACAAGCUUGGGAGAAGUUCAGAGAGAUGUCGUCUAUUCUUACAAAUAAAAAAGUCUCUCUGAAGUUAAAGGGGAAAGUUUACGGAAGCUGUGUGAGGAGUUGCUUAGUUUAUGGCGGCAAAACAUGGGCAAUGAAAGCGACUCACGAAGUCAAAUUAGAAAGAACAGAGAUGAGGAUGAUUAGAUGGAUAUGUUGGGUAUCUCUGAGAGAGAAAAACUAG
Gordionus sp. m RMFG-2023 is the source of this 477-nucleotide messenger RNA. RefSeq lists its product as uncharacterized. Lineage: Eukaryota; Metazoa; Nematomorpha; Gordioida; Chordodea; Parachordodidae. The transcript has 2 exons. The coding region runs from base 1 to 477 and encodes 158 amino acids. The record is from RefSeq and is a predicted model, not a curated record.